GCCGCUGCUGCCGCCGCCGCCGCCGCCGCCGGGGCUGCUGCUCCGGCUGCUGCAGGAGGCGGCGCUGGCUGGCGGCUGCGCUCGCUCCAGUCAGCGAGCGGAGGAGCGAGCGUGUGUGUGUUUUUUAAAGAUGGCCGGAGCGGCGGCGGCGGUGGCCGCGGGAGCAGCAGCUGGAGCCGCCGCGGCAGCGGGGUCGGUGUCGGCUCCGGGUCGGGCCUCGGCGCCCCCUCCGCCUCCGCCGGUGUACUGUGUAUGCCGGCAGCCGUACGACGUGAACCGCUUCAUGAUCGAGUGCGAUGUCUGCAAGGACUGGUUCCACGGCAGCUGUGUCGGUGUGGAAGAGCAUCAUGCUGUUGACAUUGACUUGUAUCACUGCCCCAAUUGUGCGCUUCUGCAUGGUUCUUCCUUAAUGAAGAGGAGGAGGAACUGGCACAGACAUGACUACACAGAAGUGGAUGAUGGCUCCAAACCUGUUCAAGCUGGAACUAGGGCCUUUGUUAAAGAACUACGUUCUCGAGUCUUCCCAAGUGCCGAUGAAAUCAUUAUAAAGAUGCAUGGCAGUCAGCUGACACAAAGAUAUCUGGAGAAACAUGGAUUUGAUGUCCCUAUUAUGGUCCCUAAAUUAGAUGACCUUGGACUCAGGCUCCCUUCACCUGCCUUUUCAGUGAUGGAUGUGGAACGUUAUGUAGGUGGUGACAAAGUGAUAGAUGUUAUUGAUGUGGCAAGGCAGGCAGACAGCAAAAUGACACUUCACAAUUAUGUUAAAUACUUCAUGAAUCCUGACAGACCAAAAGUGCUAAAUGUGAUCAGCCUUGAAUUUUCGGAUACAAAAAUGUCUGAAUUGGUGGAGGUUCCUGAUAUAGCCAGAAAACUUUCAUGGGUGGAAAAUUACUGGCCAGAUGAUUCAGUCUUCCCCAAGCCCUUUGUCCAGAAAUACUGCUUAAUGGGAGUUCAAGAUAGCUAUACAGAUUUCCACAUUGACUUUGGUGGGACUUCAGUCUGGUACCAUGUCCUUUGGGGUGAGAAGAUUUUUUAUUUGAUAAAGCCAACAAAUGAAAAUUUGGCACUCUAUGAAUCUUGGAGUUCAUCUGUGACCCAGAGUGAGGUGUUCUUUGGAGAUAAAGUAGAUAAAUGCUACAAAUGUGUGGUAAAGCAGGGACAUACCUUAUUUGUUCCUACAGGGUGGAUUCAUGCUGUGCUCACUUCUCAGGACUGUAUGGCUUUUGGAGGUAACUUUCUGCACAACCUCAACAUUGGCAUGCAGCUCAGGUGUUAUGAGAUGGAAAAAAGACUAAAAACACCAGAUCUUUUCAAAUUUCCUUUCUUUGAAGCCAUAUGCUGGUUUGUAGCCAAAAGUUUGCUGGAAACCUUGAAAGAACUGAAAGAAGAUGGUUUCCAGCCUCAAAGUUACUUAGUACAGGGAGUAAAAGCACUGCAUACUGCUUUAAAAUUAUGGAUGAAAAAAGAACUUGUAUCUGAACAUGCCUUUGAGAUUCCAGACAAUGUUAGACCUGGGCAUCUUAUUAAGGAACUUUCUAAAGUAAUUCGAGCAAUAGAGGAGGAAAAUGGCAAACCAGUUAAAUCUCAGGGAAUUCCUUCUGUGUGUCCAGUUUCACGGCCUUCAAAUGAGGCAUCUCCACCAUAUCAUUCCCGGAGAAAGAUGAGGAAACUUCGAGAUCAUAAUGUCCGAACUCCUUCUAACCUUGACAUUCUUGAGCUCCAUACAAGGGAAGUUCUCAAAAGAUUAGAGAUGUGUCCAUGGGAGGAGGACCUACUGAGCUCUAAACUGAAUGGAAAAUUCAACAAACAUCUCCAGCCAUCUUCCACGGUACCUGAGUGGAGAGCAAAAGAUAAUGAUCUACGAUUACUGCUGACAAAUGGAAGAAUAAUUAAAGAUGACAGACAGCUGUUUGCAGAUCGGAGUCUUUAUACAGCAGAUAGUGAAAAUGAAGAAGACCAAAAACCAACAAAGAAUGCAGACAUGAAGACAGAACAGAGCUCAGGAAGAGAGGAGGCUGAAAGUCAAGGAUCUCCCAAACCACUUAAUAGAAUCUUUUCAAGUGUGAGAUCGGAACUCAGGAGUAGACCGUCAGAGUAUUCUGAUGUUUCUGAUUCAGAAGACUCUGGACCUGAUUGCACUGCACUGAAAAUUAAUUUUGCCACUGAAGAUUCUGAAAGUUCAGGUGAUGAAAAGAAACAUGAAAUAACAUCCCACUUUAAAGAGGAGUCUGAUCUAGUGAGGCACCUCCUUCAGAAGAGCCAGAAGCCAUCUAGACAGGAAAUCCCAGCUAAAAGGGAAUGUCCUACCUCGACGAGCACCGAGGAAGAAGCUAUUCAGGGAAUGCUGUCCAUGGCGGGGUUGCACUAUUCCUCGUGUUUACAAAGGCAGAUACAAAGCACAGAUUGCAGUGGUGAGAAGAAUUCUCUCCAGGAUCCCAGCAGCUGCCACAGCAGUAACCCUGAAUUUAGGCCAUUGUAUCGCUGCAAUAAACCAGUGGAAUUUGGAUACCAUGCCAAGGCUGAAGAUCAGGAUUUGAUGACUUCUUGGAAUAAACAGUUUGAUCGAACUUCCAGAUUUAAUGCUCAGGACUUAAGUAGAAGCCAGAAACACAUCAAAAAAGAAAGCUCUUCAGAACUCAGUCAGAAGGCACAAAGCAGGCACUGUGUGGACAGCAAUAACUCGAGCAUUCAGAAUGGAAAGUACACGCUGAAUCCCAGCUUGGUUUCAUGCCAGAUAAGUAAUGGCAGUCUGAGCCCAGAAAGGCCUAUUGGGGAAACUUCUUUUUCAGUGCCCCUUCACCCAACCAAGAGACCUGCAUCAAACCCACCACCUAUCAGCAACCAGGCAACAAAAGGUAAACGUCCAAAAAAAGGAAUGGCAACAGCCAAACAACGACUUGGGAAGAUUCUGAAAUUGAACAGAAAUGGCCAUGCUCGCUUCUUCGUGUGACAGAGCUGCUAUUACAGUCACUCUUCCCUUUGGAUGCCAGUCUCGGGGCGUGGAAGCCUGGAGUUUCCCCCACCCCCUGCCUGGAGCAGUUUGUGUGUACAGUAAGAAUACUGCCUGAAGAACCGAAUGGACCUGAUGCUGCAUUUUCACUGUGCCACACCCACUCAGCAAUAAUCCUUGGACCUGGUGGGGAGAGGAAGGCAGAGGGUAGUAGAACCUUAAAAAGAGACCUUGAACUGGAGAGGGGUCUCUUGUCAGGGCUUGAAUUUAAUUUUGUUGUUGGUAGUGUCUUGAUUUUUUUUUCAGUAGUAGGAUAAAGAAUUAUCAAUAAUUUAUUUAACAGAUUUUUUUUUUUUUAAAGUUAACAGCUUUUAAAUUCUUUCUUUUUUUUUUUAAAGCUAUUUAUUUGGAAGAUUUCUGGAGAAAUAUCUCACUAAUUUAGAUUUAAGAAUGUGAAGGUUUUUAAAUUAUUUUUGAUAGUGUGCGUGUUACCUGUGGAGAAGAGCCACGGUAACGGUAGCUAGUCUGGACUCUUAAAUUUGAUAUUCAGGUUAAAGUCUUAAACAGGGAUUUGAUGCAUUAAUUAUUUUAAAUUAAGAUGUAUAUGAAAUCAUUUUAUUUUAUAUAUUUCAUGUUUUUUAUAAGCUAUUAGCUUCGCUUUUGCUAACAUCCAAGGUGCAUACUAUAAUCCAGGUUGAUUCCCUUAGACCCCACCUUCCUUCUGCAGCCCAGUCCCCAAUGUUUUGAGAUAACCCAAGACUCUUCUCUUUGCAGGGAAACAUGUUCAUAGCCAAUGUUAAAGAACCACAUAUAAGAGUCCUCAUUUCUCA
This is a messenger RNA of Mus pahari (shrew mouse), 3780 nucleotides long. It is a transcript of the gene Kdm7a, whose product is annotated as lysine demethylase 7A. Gene Ontology annotation, biological process: protein demethylation; regulation of transcription by RNA polymerase II. The transcript has 20 exons. Lineage: Eukaryota; Metazoa; Chordata; Mammalia; Rodentia; Muridae. Bases 131 to 2950 code for a protein of 939 amino acids. The record is from RefSeq and is a predicted model, not a curated record. Gene Ontology annotation, molecular function: histone demethylase activity; transcription coregulator activity.